This is a messenger RNA of Colletotrichum scovillei, 3638 nucleotides long. RefSeq names its product vacuolar protein sorting-associated protein 35. Lineage: Eukaryota; Fungi; Ascomycota; Sordariomycetes; Glomerellales; Glomerellaceae. Gene Ontology annotation, cellular component: late endosome; retromer, cargo-selective complex; retromer complex. Bases 406 to 3072 code for a protein of 888 amino acids. Gene Ontology annotation, biological process: retrograde transport, endosome to Golgi; intracellular protein transport. The transcript has 4 exons. The record is from RefSeq and is a predicted model, not a curated record.
AGAGAAUGGAAAGGGACAGUCUCCACUUCUCGUCCACGCCAGCCAGUGUCUGGUCUUCACUCCACUGCUCCAGCCACGGCUCAGUCCACCGAGCUCGCAUCGCACAGCACCGCAGCACUGCCCAGUCGGUCCUUAGCACUCGCCUCGAGCCAGCUACUGCCAACCUGACGGGACUCCAUCGUCAGCCUUCCAACGAACCCCCCCGGAUCUCACCUCGCAACCCUUUUCGCAGCCGCGCGCGCCGACGACACACCUCCGACAUCUGCGCCCUCAUCCAUCGCGCAAUUGUUCCGACCGCAAUCGAUCCACUCCGACUCUGUCGUUUGUCCUCUUCAUCAAUGAGCCACAACUGAGCAUCAUAUACGUCGCCUCGAUCGAUAACUACCCCGCCGGUUCGACUUCGAUAUGUCUGCGACUCCUGUGCCGCCGGAAGACCAGGCACGCCUCUUGGAGGAUGCCCUGGUCGCGGUGCGCCAGCAGACGGCUCUCAUGCGCAAAUGCCUCGACACACCGAGCAAGCUCAUGGAUGCCCUCAAGUGCUGCUCUACCCUAGUUUCCGAGCUGCGCACAAGUAGCCUGGGCCCGAAGCAGUACUAUGAGCUGUACAUGGCCGUCUUUGACGCCUUGCGCUAUCUCUCCGUCCAUCUCCGAGAGAACCACCCCGUAAACCAUCUCGCCGACCUGUACGAGCUCGUCCAGUAUGCUGGUAACAUUAUCCCGCGCCUGUACCUCAUGAUCACUGUCGGCACCGCCUACAUGUCCAUUGCCGACGCACCUGUCAAGGAACUCAUGAAGGAUAUGAUGGAUAUGAGCAGGGGCGUGCAGCAUCCAAUUCGCGGGCUGUUCCUCAGAUAUUACCUUUCCGGCCAGGCCAGAGACUACCUACCGACAGGUGACGGCGACGGCCCCGAGGGCAACUUGUCCGACUCGAUCAACUUCAUACUCACCAACUUUGUCGAGAUGAACAAGCUCUGGGUCCGGCUGCAACACCAAGGCCAUUCCCGGGAGCGCGAACAACGGACAAGAGAGCGGAAAGAGCUUCAGCUUCUGGUUGGAAGCAAUAUCGUCCGACUGAGCCAACUCGUGGAUCUGGAGACGUACAAGUCGGGCAUUCUCGCGCCUCUGCUAGAGCAGGUUGUGCAAUGUCGCGAUGUCCUGGCACAGGAGUACCUGCUCGAGGUCAUCACCCAGGUUUUCCCUGACGACUUUCACCUACACACUCUGGACCAAUUCCUCGGAGCCGUUUCGCGCCUGAAUCCCCAUGUCAACGUAAAAGCUAUUGUUAUCGGCCUGAUGGAUCGCUUGUCCGAUUACGCCGAACGCGAAUCCAAGGACGAGGGAGAAGGGGACCGGGCCAAGCUGGAGGAAGAGGCACUAUCAGCUCUGCUGGAGAAGACAAAAUUGCAGGCCGAGAAGGCAUCAAGUGCGCCAGGCUCCGGUGUGGACGAAAAUGGGAAGCCCCUUGACCUCGAUACAAACGGUGCCGCGCACGAGAGCAGCGAAAACGAAGCCCGCGCCGCAGAGGACCUACCACCGCCAGAAGAGCCAGCUCCUUCGAUUGCCGACACCGAGGCGACUGCCGUCAACGGAGAAGGUGCCGAUGCAGAGAAGGGGAUCCCAGAGAACGUGCAGCUCUACGAGAUUUUCUUCAGCCAAGUCAAAAACUUGGUGGAUGCGCAGCACCUCCCCAUCCCAGACACAAUAGCGUUGCUCUGCUCACUGACAAACCUGGCACUCAACAUUUACCCCGAGAGGCUAGACUUUGUCAACCAGAUUCUAGAGUAUGCCACGAUCAAGGUCCGGGAAAACGCAAACAAUGCCGACCUUCAUUCUCCCCCUGCACAGCAAAGUCUCUUGGCCCUGCUGCAAGCGCCUCUCAACCGCUACCUUUCCAUCUUCACCGCGCUCUCUCUUCCUACCUACGUUCCUCUUUUCCAGUCACAGUCGUAUCCGACUCGCCGCGCCGUUGCUGGUGAGGUCGCUCGCACUCUCCUCCGUGACCAGACACGGAUCUCUACCCCUAGCCAGAUGGAGAAUGUUUUGGAGGUCCUGAAGGUGCUCAUUAAGGAGGGCUCCCAAACACCGUCCAACUACCCAGGUGUUGCACAACGCCGCGCUGUCGAGACCGACGAGACUAUGGAGGAACAAGGUUGGCUGGCCAGAAUUGUCCACCUCAUUAAUGGCGAAGACAACGACACACAGUUCCGUCUGCUGCAAAUGACCCGCAAGGCUUACUCUGAAGGCAACGAGAGGAUCCGCACGACGACACCGCCCCUCAUCACCGCCUGCAUGAAGCUCGCAAGACGCUUCAAGACGCGUGAACACUACGAGGACAACUGGGAGACCCAGAGCAACGCCCUCUUCAAGUUUAUGCACUCUGCUCUGAGCACCCUGUAUACCCGUGUCAACGGAGCCGGCGCGGCGGAGCUCGCCCUGCGCCUGUUCUGCGCGUCCGGUCAGACGGCUGAUAUGACGGGCUUUGAGGAGGUGGCCUACGAGUUCUUCGCUCAAGCCUUCACCGUCUACGAGGAGGCCAUUUCGGAUUCCAAGGCGCAGUUCCAAGCCGUCUGCGUUAUCGCCACGGCGCUGCACCAAACGAGAAACUUCGGCAAGGAGAACUACGACACUCUCAUCACCAAGUGCGCUCAGCACGGCAGCAAGCUUUUGCGAAAGCCGGACCAGUGCCGUGCUGUCUACCUCGCUAGUCACCUGUGGUGGGCUACGCCAAUGGCUGUCAAUGGCGAGGCCGACGAAACUGGGCUGUACCGCGAUGGAAAGAGAGUGCUUGAGUGUCUUCAAAGAGCUUUGCGCGUUGCCGACUCUUGUAUGGAGACGGCAACAUCGAUUGAGCUGUUUGUUGAGAUCCUCGACCGAUACGUCUACUACUUUGAGCAGCAGAACGCAGCGGUCACCACCAAAUACCUCAACGGCCUCAUCGAGCUCAUCCACUCCAAUCUCGCCGGCAACCAGCAGGAUUCGGCCUCGGUCGAGAAUAGCAAGCGCCACUUUUACCACAUCCUCGAAAGUAUUAAGGGGCGGCAGUACGACGGUAUUGUCCUGUACCCGAAAUAAGCACUGGUACUUGGGACCAGUCGACCCGUUCUUGAAGCAAACGGGAGGCAGUUCUCCAAUUACCACAUGACGACACACCAUACGAGAGCAGGGAGAAUGAAAGAAGGAAUUAUGGAGAGGGAACAGACGGGGGUUUCUUAAUUAGCGGCGAUGACAACGAGAGAGGCCAACAUGGGUCGUGAGAAGAGCCUGGUUGAGGCUUUGAAGAUUGGAGCAAAAGGAGAUGAGAGAGGCAGCUGCGUGUGAGAGAGAGAGAGAGUCAAGAAAAAACGUGUUUAUACGAUAAGCGCAUGCAAUGAAUUGGAACAAGACGAAAUCUGUGGUUGUGGUUGUGCACAGAGAGACAAUGGAAAAGCUUUGCAUGUGGCUUGUGGACUUGAUUGUAUAUACGUGUGUCGUGCCUUUUCUCUUCCUACCUUACCUUACUCUUAGUGAAGCGAUCGAAGUUUUCAUCCCCGCCAUAAUCAUCACCCCUCUACAGGAUCAAGGUUGGAGUCGAGAGACGGGCAGGACAGAUUGAUGAUAUUCAUCACGGCACUUGGAACUUCAUCACGAUAAAACACGGG